This is a messenger RNA of Toxotes jaculatrix (banded archerfish), 2005 nucleotides long. RefSeq names its product carboxypeptidase vitellogenic like (gene cpvl). NCBI's taxonomy places the organism in Eukaryota, Metazoa, Chordata, Actinopteri, Toxotidae. Gene Ontology annotation, molecular function: serine-type carboxypeptidase activity. The record is from RefSeq and is a predicted model, not a curated record. Gene Ontology annotation, biological process: proteolysis. Bases 84 to 1520 code for a protein of 478 amino acids. The transcript is spliced from 13 exons.
UGAUCAUGUGACUCAGCUUUACAGGUUAGAUUCACGCUUCUCAGUCAGUCCACAGCUGACCAACUUGUAAAGACAUUUAGAACAUGAGGCUGUUGAAGGAAACUCUGGGUUUCCUGUUACUGUGGGCCUGUCUGGACUCUGCGCACUCAAGGAGCUGCGCGUCCUUCUUCUGCCGAAAAUCUCACCGUGUCAGCGGACUGAAUGGAGUGGAUCCCGGCUCUCCUCUCUUUCUCACUCCUUACCUGGAGAAGGGAGCCAUAGAUGAAGCCAGGAAACUGAGUCUGGUGGGGGAACUGCCAGGUGCCAACGUCAAAAGCUAUGCCGGGUACCUCACCGUCAACAAAAAAUACAACAGCAACCUCUUCUUUUGGUUCUUCCCUGCGCUCAUGCCAGUCCAAGAGAAAGCUCCAGUGCUGCUCUGGCUGCAAGGUGGACCUGGUGGCACCUCCAUGUUUGGUCUGUUUGUGGAACAUGGACCGUAUGUGGUUUAUAAGAACUUGACUGUUGGUUUGAGGGAUUUCGCUUGGACAACGAGAUACUCAGUUUUGUACAUUGACAAUCCAGUUGGAACGGGUUUCAGCUUCACUAGUGAUGACAGAGGUUUUGCUCAGAACCAGGAUGACGUUGGCAGAGAUCUGUACAGUGCUUUGACACAGUUUUUCCAGAUCUUUCCUGAGUAUCAGUCCAAUGAGUUCUAUGCAACUGGAGAGUCUUAUGCAGGGAAGUAUGUUCCUGCCAUUUCUUACUACAUCCACAAAAACAACCCCACUGCCAAGGUGAAAAUCAACUUUAAGGGGAUGGCGAUUGGUGAUGGGCUCUGUGACCCAGAAGUGAUGCUCGGUGGUUAUGGUGAGUUCAUGUACCAAACGGGCAUGAUCGACGAACAGCAAAAACAGUACGUUGUCCAGCAGACAGACAAAGGGGUGGAGCUCAUCCAGCAGCAGAAGUGGGUGGAGGCUUUUCAGGUUUUUGAUAGCCUGCUGAAUGGUGACGUGGACCCAUAUCCCUCCUUCUUCCAAAAUGCUACAGGCUGCACCAACUACUUCAACUACAUGACAUGUCAGGAGCCCGAAGACCAGGAGUACUUCUCCCAGUUUGUGACUCUGCCGGCAGUGCGACGUGCCAUCCAUGUGGGCAACUUGACGUUUCAUGACGGCUCAGAGGUGGAGAAACACCUCCUGCAGGAUGUGAUGAAGAGCAUCAAACCAUGGCUGGGGGUGCUGAUGGAGAACUACAGGGUCUUAAUAUACAGUGGUCAGCUGGAUGUAAUUGUUGCUGCUCCUCUGACUGAGAGGUUCCUACCUACUGUUAACUGGACCGGGGCUGCCGAUUACAUAACAGCCCCACGCUACCACUGGAAGGUUCAGCCCACCGACACAGAGGUGGCAGGUUACGUAAGACAAGUCCGUGAGUUUUACCAGGUCAUAAUCCGAGGAGGGGGACACAUUCUGCCUUACGACCAACCAGCGAGGUCCUUUGACAUGAUUGACAGGUUCCUUUCAACACGAGGCUGGAUAUGAAAUGUUUCAGUGUUGACACACAGCUGAUCAAAGCCCCUCUACCUUAAAGAUCAUAUUCUUGGUCAAUGGCUGUUGAUUUAAAGACUACUGAUUGUCACAUCCAGUGUAAAUCAGCACAAUUGCACACCUUUGCAGCUGAUUUGUUAUUUUUAAGUGUUUUAGCAGAGACGACAUUUGGUUUAGGACUUUGAACUGCUCUGUAAUGCACUGCAAAUGAAAUAAGUUCUCUUCACCUGCAUUCAGACCUCUGAAUCGCUGUCCACAUUUCAGAAUUUGAUUCAAAUAGCAAAAAUUAAAUACAAACUAAAACGUAGUUCAGCGUGGUUAUCAGGUCUGAAUUCAAUGAAAAUCAUUUUUGUUUUGUUUUUUCUUUUUGUGACUGUAAGGGAAAUCUCGUUUCUAUUAUAAGCAGUCAGUACAGGCAUGAAGAUUAAAUAUAAAGAAGCCUUGAAACUAAACUGAAAUAAAAUGUUUUUUUUUCUAAA